Molecule: messenger RNA, 3811 nt
Organism: Acipenser ruthenus (sterlet)
Lineage: Eukaryota; Metazoa; Chordata; Actinopteri; Acipenseriformes; Acipenseridae
Gene: lcmt2
Product: leucine carboxyl methyltransferase 2
Exons: 15
Coding region: 238-2334 (698 amino acids)
Biological process (GO): tRNA methylation; wybutosine biosynthetic process
Molecular function (GO): protein binding; tRNA methyltransferase activity
Source: RefSeq, a predicted model, not a curated record
GUGCUCGACUGGCGGAGGGGAGAGUAAUGUAUCUCAGAGCAAUAGAAACGCAUGUCACCAGUUGCAGUCUGUAUGAAUCAGAAGUUUGCUUGUAUUAUUAUGUUGAAUUGACAUGUUUGUACAGAUAGAUCGUGUCAGUAGUAUUUAAAUAGCAUGAUGCUGUUGAUAGAAGCAGCUGCAUUAUUUUAAUUGUGUUGAUCAUUUAAAUAAUAUUAUUGUUGUCUUGCAAUCGGAGUUAUGCUGUGCGAGGAGAGUCGCGGACAGAGAAGCUUUAACAGGACGAAGAAGCAGUUCGGGAAAGACACGGCGGUUCAGGGCACCAAUGACAGCAGCAUCGUCAGUAAGUGUUCAGCGGUGGCACGCGGGUACUUCCAGGACGACUUCCUGAAGCGCUUCGUGAUCAAGACCGCCCGACGCGCGCCUCUCAUCAACAGGGGUUACUACAUCCGAGCAAAGGCUGUCGAUCACUGUCUGAGGGAGUUUCUGCAGCGAACGCAAUCCUGCACAAGGAGACAGCUGCUGUCCCUGGGAGCUGGGUUCGACUCCUUGUAUUUCCGGUUGAAGGCGGGGGGAGAGCUGGGGGGCGCAGUGGUCUUCGAGGUGGACUUCCCCGACGUGGCGCAACGCAAAGCCGCCCUGAUCAACAGAGACCCCGUGCUGAGGGAGAUACUGGGGACCACAGAGUCUGCAGCACCACCACACAGUCCCCUGGUGCUCAGCAGCGCAGACUACAGACUGGUGGGUGUGGAUCUGAAGGCACUGGGAGGACUGGAGAGCGCUCUGAGAGAGGCAGGGCUGCAGACCAGCGCUCCCACUCUGCUCCUCUCUGAGGUAGUGCUGACAUACAUGGACAAUACCAGGUCUGAAGCUCUGAUCCAGUGGGCAUCGGCUCUUUUCCCCUCCUCCGUGUUUGUGAUGUACGAGCAGCUCCGCCCACAUGACCCCUUUGGAAGGGUCAUGCAGCAGCACUUCCUGCAGCUCAACUCCACUCUGCACGCGCUAAGUCGCUACCCUGACAAGCAGACCCAGAGGCAACGGUUCCUAGACAGGGGCUGGGAGGAGUGUGUGUGCCUCGACAUGAACCACUUCUACUUCGAGUUCCUGAGUGAAGAGGAACGCAGCAGAGUGGAGCGUCUGGAGCCCUUCGAUGAGUACGAGGAGUGGCACCUGAAGUGCUCGCACUAUUUCAUCCUGGCUGCGUCGAAAGGAGAGCUGAAGCACCAGCCCCUGAUCUGCCCCCCCUGUGAAUCUCCAGUCCCAGCACUGGUGCCGGUAUUCUGCUCCCAGUUGCUCCCAGUCUCUGUUGUACCCAUGGAGCCUGAGGAAGCUGGACUGGGCUGUACUGACCUGUCUGGGUCUGGACUGGGUUGUACUGGUCUAGCUGGGUUCGGACUGGGCUGUGCUGCCCUGCAGCCUGGUAACGCUGUGCUGGUGAGCGGGGGUGCAGGCAGACACGGCCGAGGAGACCAGACUCGGGUUCUCAUCAGAGACAAGGCUGUCUGGAGAUGUGCCUGCCCCAGGAGCACAGAGUGGGGUGGCAGGAUGUUCCACACAGUGACGCCCGUCCCUGGUCAGCGCUGUGUGGUGUUUGGGGGGCGCACGUCCCCCCUGCGCCCCGCUACCAGUCUGCUAAGUGUGAGCUGGGACCCCACGACCCCUACUGACCCCAGGCUGAGCGUCAGCGAGCUGAACUGUACGGGCACUGCACCCAGACCACGGUGGAGGCACAGUGCGACACUGCUCACCUUCAGAGGGGAGAGCUACCUGUUUGUGUUCGGAGGGAGCUCCAUCGAGGAGCAGGCUCUUCAAGACUGGCACUUCCUCAAGCUGGAGGAGAACACCUGGACUCAGGUGCCUGUAGGGGGCUCUGUGCCCGAGCCUCGUCACUCCCACUCCGCCUGUCCCUAUGCUGGGGGGCUGGUGAUUGCGGGGGGGCUGGGGGGGCAGACCCCGCUCGGAUCCACGGUGUUGCUCAGACCUGCCCAGUCCGGCUUCCGCUGGCAUGAGCUGAAGACUGAUCCACCCAUCAUCCCCAGGUACUCUCACACGGCUCAUGUGAUUGGUGAUCAGCUGGUGCUGGUGGGCGGCAUUUGGAUCCAGGCUGACGGGGUGCCGGGAGUUGCGGUGAUCAACCUCACCACAGGGGGCAGCAGAGAGUACAGCAUCGACACGGCGGCAGUGCCCUGGCCCCUCAUGCUGCACUCUCACAGCUCUGAGCUCCUGGACGGAGGGAGGGAGGUGCUGCUGAUUGGAGGAGGGGGGAACUGCUUCUCAUUCGGGACUCAUCUGAACCCACAACCUGUAACCCUGGACCUGAGCCCUGCCCUGGACUGAGCCCUGCCCUGCCCUGGACUGAGCCCUGGGAUUCUUCAGGGGUACAUACAGAGAAUGAAGCCCCAGCUCAAUGAGGGAUGCUUGCCGGUGGUUUUAUUUCAGCUGGGCUGUGGUGGAGUCGUGCUGCUGCAGUCACUCGGUGAGUCGACGGAAGGACUGCACGGAGGGGCACACGGCGCCCCAGUCCACAGGCCUGCGGUACUCCCCCUUCUGCAGCAGGUACUGACGGCCCCUGUAGUUGGGAUGCUCAAAGAACACCCAGGCCCCCUCCAGAACCUUGCAGGAGUGGACCUCGCGGGUUCGGAACUGGUCCAUAACCGAGGGGCAGUCUUCCGUGGCCUUGAAGACCUGGCCCGUGAAGUCACCCUUGUCAUACAGCUGGAUCUUGUACUGGCUGCUGCUGGUCUGUGGGAGAGAGGGGAAGGGAGGGGUUCACCAGUGAGGCUCAGGCUGUCAGUAGUGUAGCAUAGUCCCUUACAUCAGUGUUUUAGCUCAUGAGCCCUAAUGUAACACGCAGCGCUCUGUUCAGCUGUACCAGGUGUAACGAUACACUAAUGUCACCAUACGGAUCGCACUAUGCAGCUCGCAGUCUGAGAGGUACCAUGCAUGUGAUGGUCCUGAUGGGGUACUUGCAUAACGCUAUAUACGAUCAAAUGGUCAAAUGAUGGACUACUUUUUUAAAAGGCAAAAAUGAAAUGUGAUAGGAUAGCGACGCGUUGUUUUAUUCACCACUGCAAAGAAACUGGUGCGGCAGAAGCACGUGCACUGGUGACUGGAUUAAAACAGUCCAGUGGUUAAAGAAAGGGGCUUCUGACCUUGAGGUUCCCGGUUCAAUCCCAGCCACUGACUCACUGUGUGUGACCCUGAGCAAGUCACUUAACCUGCUUCGGAUGAGACAGAAAACAAACAAGGUCCUAUUGGAAGUGACUCUGAAGCAGCAGUUGUGAUGCAUAGUUCACCCCCAAGUCUCUGUAAGUCGCUUUGGAUAAAAGUGUCUGCUAAAUGACUAAUUAAUAAUAAUAAUAAUAAUAAGUGGUGACAUCAACAUGGUGACUACUAGUCGGAGAAAACGUGCCGGGUGGCAGGCAAGGCUGUAACAGACUCACUGUUGUCAGAAAUUAAUCAUUACACCCCUAAUCCCAGUCGUGCAAUACACGACCCUCCCCAUUACACUGGCAAUACAAAUCAUCCAGUUUUGUAUUAUUAAUCUACAGUAUACACAAUCUGGAGAGACGAUAUGGGUAUUACUGAAGUAAAACACAUUGGCCAGCACGCUGGGGGACAUAGAGGGGUGCUGGCUCCAAGUGGGUAACGAAAAAAGAAACAAAGACACCACCACCAAUGCAACCACUGUGUUUUCUGUUCAUCCUACUAGAGAAGUCAAUACCUGUGCUCCUCGGCAAUUAAGACACUAGCUGACCCUGCAAAUUUCUUUAACUAGCUCACAAUCCAACAAGUACUGACCAGACAAAUACAA